AUGGCAAACAACAACACAAACAACCUCGCCCUGCGUUCCAUUCUGGAUAAAGAUAAAUUGAACGGAACAAACUUUGUUGACUGGCAACGCAAUCUCUGCAUUGUUCUCCGCAUGGAUGAGAAAGAGUAUGUGCUCGAAAAGCCCAUUCCUCCUGCCCCUCCCGCUAACGCCCCGAAAGCGGUCAAAGAUGCCUA
Molecule: messenger RNA, 194 nt
Organism: Cuscuta campestris
Lineage: Eukaryota; Viridiplantae; Streptophyta; Magnoliopsida; Solanales; Convolvulaceae
Source: the annotation of a GenBank genome assembly